This is a messenger RNA of Manihot esculenta (cassava), 2179 nucleotides long. Its product is annotated as probable polygalacturonase At1g80170. Bases 600 to 1958 code for a protein of 452 amino acids. NCBI's taxonomy places the organism in Eukaryota, Viridiplantae, Streptophyta, Magnoliopsida, Malpighiales, Euphorbiaceae. The transcript is spliced from 10 exons. Gene Ontology annotation, molecular function: polygalacturonase activity. Gene Ontology annotation, biological process: carbohydrate metabolic process. The record is from RefSeq and is a predicted model, not a curated record.
CGCCAAUUUUACAAUCAAACUGGCUGUCAGAGUCUGAAUCCUCAUUGGAGAAUCAGUCUCCUUUAAAAGCUUCAAUAGCAGUGGAACACACUCGAGCCAGAGUUGGAUCGUUGCUUGCAAUUGGUGGAAGAUGUCAAGACAAUUACAGUAAAAACUGGGUCCGAGCUUCCAACAAACCGUUCUCGCCUGAUAGGGAAACGACAGCUAAGUCGCUGAGCUGACUCCUAAAUUGGGGUGACAGGGACCCGAUUUCAAAUGAAAGAUAAGCUUUUUUUCUCUGUUUAUUUAUUAACAGUUAGCUUCGGUUAAUUAAUUCACUAGCUUGUGGGUUUUUAUUUUCAGUACUUUGGUUAAUUAAUAUUUCCUGAUUGAUUGUCAAUGAAGUUUUCGAAUUUUUUUCGUUUGUUUCGUCAUCUCUGUUGCAGAAGGAUCCUUCACUGGAAUCUUUUCCAUUUUUUAAACAUGGCCUGUCAAAUCAAAGGAAUUAAAAGCAAGACUAAAAAAAGCAGAGGGGGUGAUGUGAGAAGGUAAGGUCUUUUUGAGGUUCUCUAUACUCCUAAGCAAUUCUAGAAAAACUGUUAAGGGGACUUUCCACAUACAUGUCAUCUUCUAAAAUAAACAGCCUGAGCUGCCAAGGAAUUGGUUCUGGGUCACCAUUUCUGAUUCUUUUCAUUCAUAUUGUUUUGUGUCUAUGUUCAUGUUUUGUAUGUGUCGAAGGUUUCGACUCUCUCUUACAGCUCCCACAAUCUUUGUCGGAAACUUCCCGACCCAGAUCCAAGAGAGUCUUCUUUGUCACUGAUUUUGGUGCUAGAGGUGAUGGUAUUAGUAAUGAUACUCAGGCUUUCGGGGAUGCUUGGAAGAAGGCUUGUUCUUUCCCAGCAAGAACCAGAAUUGUAAUUCCAGCUGGAGUAACUUUGCUGGUCCAUCCUGUUGAUUUGGCUGGGCCGUGUAAAUCAAGAAUCACCCUUAAUAUCUCUGGUACUGUUGUUGCUCCCAAAGAUCCUGCUUAUUGGAAAGGUCUGAAUCCUCGUAAAUGGCUAUACUUCCAUGGAGUAAACCACCUUACAAUAGAUGGUGGAGGAACUGUCAAUGGCAUGGGACGGAGAUGGUGGGCGCGAUCUUGCAAGAUCAACCCGGAAAAUCCAUGUCGACAUGCUCCAACGGCCAUGACUUUCCACAAGUGUAAGGAUUUGAGAGUGAGGAACAUUCGAAUUGUCUAUGGUCAGCAAAUGCACAUUGCAUUCACUAAUUGUAUCCGAGUUAUGGUGUUUGGUGUUUUAGUGACUUCACCUGCUUUUAGCCCCAACACCGAUGGAAUUCACAUCAGUGCAUCCCGUCGCGUAGAGGUCAGGGACAGCAUAGUCCAGACAGGAGAUGACUGCAUCUCUAUAGUCAGCAACUCUUCACGGAUCAGAAUCAAGAACUUUGCUUGUGGUCCAGGGCAUGGCAUAAGCAUUGGAAGCUUGGGAAAAUAUCACUCGUCAUCAAAGGUGCAUGAUAUACUGGUAGAUGGGGCAUUUCUGUCCAACACUGAUAAUGGGCUUCGUAUCAAAACAUGGCAGGGAGGCAGUGGUGAGGCCAGUCGGAUCAAGUUCCAGAAUGUUUUAAUGGAAAAUGUGUCAAACCCAAUUAUAAUAGAUCAAUAUUAUUGUGAUUCACGACUUCCAUGUGCAAACCAGACUUCAGCUGUUAAAGUGGCGAACAUAUCCUAUAUACACAUCAAAGGAACUUCAGCAACAGAGCAUGCUAUCGUACUUGCAUGCAGUGAUUACUCGCCGUGCACAGGGUUAUAUUUAGAAGAUAUUCAACUUGUAUUAAACACUGAAGAAAUCUCAAAUUCUUUUUGCUGGGAAGCCUAUGGCUCAAGCGUGGGUCUAGUCACUCCCCCGCCUUGCUUAUCAUGCAACGAUAGCUUCAUUAAGCAGAAAGUCCCAUCUGACUCCCUACAGUUUCUCUGAAGGACCCACUCUACCCAGAAUAAUGUUAUUAUUAGUCCAAGAAUCUUAUUGGAGCCGAUUCUUUGUCAAAAAGACAUUUGGGAAAUUUGUGGAUGCCUUGUUAUCAUAGAGAGAGCAUCAUAUAGAGAGUUGUCUGUAAAUAGUGGAGACUUCAAAGACUUGGACUUGAUCAUGAAAAAGCAGCAGGUUUAAACUAAUUUGAGUAACUUUUGCUUCUUGCA